AGAGUGUAUAGCCAUUAAGCAAGGAAUGAACCCAUCACCGUGGCAAUAAUACCACAAGUGAAAGGAAUAACCUUUACAUUGGAAGCAGUCGCUUAAAAGAGAGUCCACCGGUCAGCCUUGUCAUCAUGGCCAGCGGUCCGGGCGUGAGGGUCAGCAUCGAGUCUUCCUGUGAGAAGCAGGUGCAAGAAGUCUCCUUAGAUGGAACCGAGACGUACGUGCCGCCCCUGUCCAUGUCCCAGAACUUGGCCAAGUUGGCGCAACGGAUAGACUUCAGCCAGGGAUCCGACUCUGAAGAGGAGGGAGCCGAAGGCGAAUCCCGGGAUCGCGAGUGGUGCAAGCAGGAGCAGGAAGAAGAAGAAGGCACAGUGAAGUUUCAACCGUCCCUUUGGCCUUGGGACUCUGUGCGGAACAACUUGCGCAGUUCCUUGACGGAAAUGUGUGUCCUCUAUGAUGUGCUCUGCGUGGUGAAGGAGAAAAAGUACAUGGCACUAGACCCAGUGUCUCAAGAUUCGUCCAUGAGCAAGACCCCUCAGGUGUUCCAGCUGAUGAGCAAAAAGAAAUCGCUGGCCACUGCAGCGCAGCUCCUCCUGAAGGGUGCUGAGAAGCUCAACAAGUCUGUCGCAGAGAACCUGGAGAACCGGAGGCAGCGAGACUUCAACUCCGAGCUGCUGCGACUGCGCUCACAGUGGAAGCUGCGCAAAGUUGGUGACAAGAUCCUCGGAGACCUCAGCUACAGGAGUGCAGGCUCCCUCUUUCCUCAUCACGGCUCAUUCGAGGUGAUCAAGAACACAGACAUCAAUCUGGACAAAAAGAUCCCAGAGGACUACUGUCCCCUUGAUGUGCAGAUUCCCAGUGAUUUAGAGGGAUCUGCCUAUAUCAAGGUUUCCAUCCAGAAGCAAGCUCCAGACAUCGGUGAUCUCGGAACAGUUAAUUUGUUCAGGAGACAACCGAAAACCAAAGGAGGUUCUCAGCCGUGGCACGUAAAGCUGGAGGCGGCUCAGAAUGUUCUGCUUUGCAAGGAGAUCUUUGCGCAACUGUCUAGGGAAGCGGUCCAAAUCAAGUCCCAAAUCCCUCACAUUGUCGUGAAGAAUCACAUCAUCUCACAGCCCUUCCCAGGACUACAACUGUCCAUCUCGUUGUGCCACUCGACGGCAGAGAAGAAGAACCACCGGGCAUCUCCAGAGAAACCCAAACCAGAUGACCAUCUUUAUGUAUUGGAACAUAACCUGCAUCAGAUGAUGCGAGAGUUCCACAAGCAGCAGCUGAGUUCCAUCAUGAUGCCACAUCCCGCCACCGCCCCCUUUGGCCACAAGCGCCUGCGUCUGGCCGGACCACUGGCCUACGACAAGGCAGAGAUUAGCGGCUUGCAGCAGCGAGAGGGUCUCCUGGAGAAGAUCAUCAAACAGGCCAAGCACAUCUUUCUACGUAGCCGGACCGCGCGCACCAUCGACAGCCUGGCUAGCCGCAUUGAAGACCCCCAAAUCCAAGCUCACUGGUCCAACAUUAACGACGUGUACGAGUCCAGCGUCAAAGUGUUGAUCACCUCUCAGAGCUACGAGCAAAUCUGCAAGUCAAUCCAACUGCAGCUCAACAUUGGUGUGGAGCAGAUCCGAGUGGUCCACCGAGACGGACGUGUCGUCACUCUGUCACAUCAGGAGCAAGAGCUUCAGGACUUCCUCCUCUCACAGAUGUCCCAGCACCAGGUGCAUGCCGUGCAGCAGCUGGCCAAAGUGAUGGGCUGGCACGUGCUAAGCUUCAGCAACCACGUCGGCCUCGGCCCAGUGGAGAGCAUUGGGAACGCCUCCACCGUCACCGUGGCCUCCCCCAACGGAGAGUACGUCAUCUCAGUGCGUAACGGUCCCGAAAGCGGGUGCAGGGUUUUGGUCCAGUUCCCCCGUAGUCAGACCAAGGAGCUGCCCAAGAGCGAGGUCAUCCAGGACGCCAAGUGGAGCCACCUGAGGGGUCCGUACAAGGAGGUCCACUGGAACAAGAUGGAGGGACGCAACUUUGUCUACAAAAUGGAGCUCCUCAUGGCCGCUCUUAGCCCUUGCCCUUAAACACAACCCUCCCUGGAUGGACAAGCAAUAGGUGAUGGUUGCCUGCUCACUCGUUGGCUCAUGUAUGUACACUUUUGUCUAUGAGAGAAAAUAAAGAGCAAAGUCUGCUGGUA
Molecule: messenger RNA, 2170 nt
Organism: Phycodurus eques (leafy seadragon)
Lineage: Eukaryota; Metazoa; Chordata; Actinopteri; Syngnathiformes; Syngnathidae
Gene: med17
Product: mediator complex subunit 17
Exons: 13
Coding region: 126-2057 (643 amino acids)
Biological process (GO): regulation of transcription by RNA polymerase II
Cellular component (GO): core mediator complex; mediator complex
Molecular function (GO): transcription coregulator activity
Source: RefSeq, a predicted model, not a curated record